CCAGAGCCAGCGGCUGGAGGAGCAGCGCAGCGACCCCCCCAUCCCGCUGGGGGCCCAGGAGCUCUUCGACCUGCUGCUGCGGGUGCAGGGGGGACGCAUGGAGGAGCAGCGCUCGGAGCCCCCCACUGCCCUGCUGCCCCACCCCUGCUGAGGCCCCCCCCCGAUGGGCAGGGGAAGGGGGGGCCGAGACCAGGCCCAGCUUGCUGCAGGAAUAGGGGAGACAGCAGCUGAAACUGGGGGCAGGGGCCCGUUCCGACCCCACCCUGCUGACAGCUGAGAAGGGACACAACUCGCUGCAGAAAUGGGGGUCCCCCCCAGAAAGCCCUGACUGAUGCCGCUGGCUGAGAUGGGCCCCAACUUGCUGCAGGAAUUGAGGGGGGCCUGAAGAGCUCAGCUGAGAACAGAGGGCUCGGUGCAUGGAAGGGGGACCCCAGCCACGUCCCCCCCACCCAGAGCAACGACCAGGGUCUGAGACCAGGCUGAACUCGCUGCAGGAAUGGGGAACCCCCGCACCCCGCUGCGCUGGGGCAUCCAGGCUGAGACCAGACACAACUCAUGACGCCCCCGGUGGGUCUGGAGUGGGGAAAGACCAAAGAUUGGGGGUCCUGCCCCCAACAGAGCCACCCCGGGUGGGGGAUGGGGGCCAGAGACUCUGUGUUUUGAGCCUAAUUCCUGAUGUAUGUGAAAAAGUAAAAAAGCUGCAGGGGCAAA
Molecule: messenger RNA, 711 nt
Organism: Chelonia mydas (Green sea turtle)
Lineage: Eukaryota; Metazoa; Chordata; Testudines; Cheloniidae
Gene: GPSM3
Product: G protein signaling modulator 3
Biological process (GO): regulation of inflammatory response
Molecular function (GO): GTPase regulator activity; protein binding
Source: RefSeq, a predicted model, not a curated record